GGCUGCAGGAGGACCAGAGGCAGCAGCAGCAGCCGGUGCGCCAACAUGCGGACUGCAGCGACCUGCGCGGUGCUGAGCUGUCUCACCGUCUCUUCCCCAGUAGAGACCCGGGUCACGGACUGUGAAAUCCCUCUCCUGGCACCUCUCGCUGUCUAAUCAGCCAGCAGUCGGUCUGAAAGUUGCAGAGAAGUUGUGGAGCGCGCCGCGCCGCGCUUCUCUCCCGGUGUGAGCGGUGCGUCUGCCGCGCGCUCUGCGCUCGGACCUGGAUCUCUUCCCUCCUCACAGACUCCUCCGGGGCGCUUCUCACUGUGAAUACUGUGACUGUGUCUCACCUGGACCCGCACUGAGGAGAUGGAUAACUCCUCUUAUGUCUUGGCUGUGUUUAUGCUCGUACUCUCUCUGGGCUUCAGGAUAGAGGAGGGCAUGUGCCAACACUACUAUCUCCUCCGUCCCAUUCCCAGUGACACUCUGCCCAUAGUGGACCUAAAGGAGGACCCGGACCCGGUGCUGGACCCUAGGGAGAAGGACCUGAACGAGACGGAGCUCCGGAGCACUCUGGGCAGCCACUUCGACCCGCACUUCAUGUCCGUUUCCCCGCCGGAGGACAAGUACGCGGGGAACGAGGACCUGAACGAGGCGGACCUGCGGCAGAAGCUCUCCGGAGCUAUGCCCAAAGAGAUCCGGGCCAUGGAGUUCGAGGUCCAGCACGGCAAGAAGCAGAAGCCGAGUAAAAAACUCCGGAGAAGGCUGCAACUGUGGCUGUGGUCUUACGCCUUCUGCCCGGUUGUUUACGCAUGGAACGACCUGGGCAGCAGAUUCUGGCCGCGCUACGUGAAGGUGGGGAGCUGCUACAAUAAGCGGUCUUGUUCGGUCCCUGAAGGGAUGGUCUGCAAACCUGCCAAAUCGACUCAUUUUACGAUCCUGCGAUGGCGCUGCCUGCAGAAAAAGGGGGGUCUGAAAUGCGCCUGGAUACCUGUUCAGUACCCCAUUAUAUCAGAGUGCAAAUGUUCCUGCCAGACCUGAAGCGACUGUCUGCUGCUGCGAUUAUUGGAAGACUUUUCUCCAGCAGCAGCAAAACGUCCCGAUAUUUAACCCGGAGCGGGUCCUAAAGACCUGCUUUCUGCAGCAAAGUGAAGAAAUUUACAUUUGAUGAGUAGAAAUCUCUUUAUUCCAAACUGAAUCAGCUUUUUAAAUCUUGUCUUCGAGAAUAUUUCUGUUUGUCAGCAGAGACGCUGAUCUCAGACCAGAAGAUGAACAUGAGCAGAUUGUCCUGGAUGUAUAUUUGAUGUACAUGUUUUUAUUUUAUUUUAUGACAGAACUUUGUAUAAAAAGGAAGGUCAGUAUUAUUAAUAUAAUCAAAUCUACUGUAUUUGUUCAAUGUAUCUUGAUUGUAUCUGUUUCUAUUUAUAAAGGAGAAUCAAAACGUGA
This is a messenger RNA of Chelmon rostratus (copperband butterflyfish), 1428 nucleotides long. It is a transcript of the gene nog3, whose product is annotated as noggin 3. The transcript has a single exon. Bases 352 to 1023 code for a protein of 223 amino acids. Lineage: Eukaryota; Metazoa; Chordata; Actinopteri; Chaetodontiformes; Chaetodontidae. The record is from RefSeq and is a predicted model, not a curated record. Gene Ontology annotation, biological process: negative regulation of BMP signaling pathway; osteoblast differentiation; dorsal/ventral pattern formation.